CGUGUCUGCUUUUCCACUCCAAACGCAGGAUGUGUUCAGACGUGUUAACCGAGUCGCCGCUGAAGCUGGUCGCCGUAGACGAAGCAGCCGCGGACAGCCUGAGAGGCCGUGACCUGGUAAACCAUGCCAUGAGAAGCCUCUUCGCCGCCUCGCCAGCGACGUCGCCCAAGAAGAGGGAAGCCGACGGCCAGUCGUCCGCGCCUCAGGCGGGGCUGUCGCUGCUGCCGGCGUCCCUGCUCCUGCAGAAGAGCUUUGGGCUUAUUGCCUCUGAGACUCCUUCGGAAAAGAGGAAAAGAUCCAGGCCUUUCACGGUUUCAAUUGAAGGGAAUAUAGGAAGUGGCAAAUCCACCUUUCUUCAGUACUUUUCAGCCCUACCAGGUGUAGCUACUUAUCAGGAACCUUUGAAUCUUUGGACUAAUCUCCAUGGCCACAAUCUACUUGGGAAGCUGUAUGAAGACCCCAAACGCUGGAGUUUCCUUUUCCAGUCCUAUGUCCAGUUGACUCGAUUAAAUAUUCACCUUCAACAGUGCGACAGUCCUGUCAAGCUUAUAGAGAGAUCAUUGCAAAAUAACAGAUAUUGUUUUGUGGAAAGUGGCCAUGAGUCAGGAGAACUGCAGGGUGCAGAGUAUAGUGUACUAUGUGAAUAUUAUGAUCUGCUCGAGUCAAAUCUUGAUAUUGGAAUAGACUUAAUAGUAUACUUAAGAUCAACACCGGAAACGGUACACAGCAGGAUGUUAGAGCGAGGUCGGUCGGAAGAAGCAGGUGUUCCGUUGGAGUAUCUCAAACAGAUUCACAACUACUACGAGAAUUGGUUACUAGAGCACAAACCUCGUGCACCCCCGGCCCCAGUACUCAUAAUUGAUGCUGACAAGGACUUGGAAAAGGUUAAGGAGGAGUAUAGACAAAAGAAAGCAGUUAUUAUGGGUGAAAAACCUUUGUAAUGAAGGCUGUGAAUCUACAUUUCAUGCGUGUGUGUUUUUUUAUGAUAUAUAGAUUGUGAAGUAUUUUCUUUGAGCUUACCAUCCAUCUUGCUGGUAAAAGUAGUGUAUGUUUAACUACAUAUUUAAUAUCUAAAAAUAGUUAAGUGUUCAUAGCAUUUAAGAUUUUAAACAUGUUUCAAAAGAGGCAGCUUUACUGCCUUAUAUAUAAGCUUCCAUUGGCAUUCAGGUCCAUUUUUUGUAUUAUAAUAGUAGUUCCAAUUGGUUUCUUUUGAACAAGCAAUGAGGUAACCUUUUAAUGUCACCAUGAUAGAUAUAUCUACCUCAGUGUAAGGAUUGUUUUCACCACAUGCAUUUACUCAGCAAACCAUAAUGAUUUU
Molecule: messenger RNA, 1318 nt
Organism: Penaeus monodon (black tiger shrimp)
Lineage: Eukaryota; Metazoa; Arthropoda; Malacostraca; Decapoda; Penaeidae
Product: deoxynucleoside kinase-like
Exons: 6
Coding region: 30-941 (303 amino acids)
Cellular component (GO): mitochondrion; cytoplasm
Molecular function (GO): deoxynucleoside kinase activity
Source: RefSeq, a predicted model, not a curated record